Molecule: messenger RNA, 3120 nt
Organism: Felis catus (domestic cat)
Lineage: Eukaryota; Metazoa; Chordata; Mammalia; Carnivora; Felidae
Gene: CCDC13
Product: coiled-coil domain containing 13
Exons: 17
Coding region: 272-2482 (736 amino acids)
Biological process (GO): cytoplasmic microtubule organization; non-motile cilium assembly
Cellular component (GO): centriolar satellite
Source: RefSeq, a predicted model, not a curated record
ACACGUGGUGACGUCACUCAUAGAGCGUUUCUGGUUUCCCUGGUGACGGUUGUUGGGGCAGCGCGUGCAGGCGUACAGAAGAGACCUAGCCGCUGCGGCCCUAAAAGUGAGGAGCGCAGUGACCGCUAUGACCUGAUUGUCUAUGUAGAUAAUCCCAAAGAAUCAACAAAAACAACAAAAAUCCUGGAACUAAAUGUAAAUAUCCUGGGAAGAACAUUUCAGCAGAGGAACAGCCAGCGUGGAAGUCUGUGAGUUUGAUGCAUUCUUGAUAAUGAAAGAUGGUUUGCAAGAGGAACCAGAUUACACUGGGCCCUGUUUUUAUGCUGAGGGCAAGAUGGCAGCAGAUGAAGGUGCACGGGACACCUUGCGGCUCCAGUUCAAGGCCAUGCAGGAGAUGCAGCACAAAAGGUUGCAGAAGCAGAUGGAGAAACAGAGGGAAAAGGAACUGAGCCUCGAAAGCAAAGUUGAUGACCAAAAAGAGCCCUUGGAGAUCUCGGAUGGCCUCAGCCUUCUCCAAGCUGGGGAGCAAAACUCAAAAAACAGCUUCGAGCAGAGGAUGCUUGAAGAGGAGAUCACACACCUUCGAGAGCAGCUCAGGGAGACAGUGGAUGAAAAUGGGCGAUUGUAUAAGCUGCUGAAGGAAAGGGACUUUGAAAUCAAACAUCUCAAAAAGAAAAUAGAAGAGGACAGAUUUGCCUUCACAGGGACAGCCGGUCUGGCCGGGGAUGUGAUCGCCACCAAAGUCGUCGAGCUGUCCAAAAAGAACCGGGCGCUGAUGGCAGAGUCAGAGGGUGCGAAAACCAGAGCGAAGCAGCUGAACAAUCGCAUCCGGGAGCUGGAGCGGGAACUGCAGGCGGCCCAGGCCAGGCUACCAGCCAAGGCGGCCACCGACGUGGGAGCCAAGGCGCCGAGGGCUCAGAUGGGAGACAGAGCCUUGCCAGAGACCCCAGAGGUGAAGGUCUUGCAGGACAGGCUGGCAGCCACAAACCUGAAGAUGAGUGAACUCCGCAACCAGAUCCAGUCGGUGAAGCAAGAGCUCCGGAUGGCCCAGAAGGUUUUGACCAGUGAGGUUGGGGAAGAUGUGAAUGUCCAGCAGCUCCUGUCCUCUCCUGGGACCUGGAGGGGUCGGGCUCAACAAAUUCUCGUUCUGCAAAGCAAGGUUCGUGAGCUUGAGAAGCAGUUGGGACAGACCCGGAGCCAGUCUGCAGGAACAUCCAGUGAUGAGCCAUCUGUCUAUCCAGACCCAAGGAAGCUGUCUGCACAGGAGAAAAACCUGCUGAGGAUCCGCAGCCUGGAAAGGGAAAAACAGGAGGGCUGGGAGAAACUUGUGGGGGAGCGGGAUGGCCUCCAGAGAGAGCUUGAAGAACUGAAAAAGAAGUUUGAGGGCAUGAGGUCCCGGAACAAGGUGCUAUCAAGCGAAGUGAAGACGCUGAGGAGUCAGAUGGGGACCCUGGUGGAGAAGGGCAGGCAUGACGAUGAGCUCAUCGACGCCCUCAUGGACCAGCUGAAGCAGCUGCAGGAGAUCCUAGGCAGCCUGAGUCUUCAGGAGGAAAAGACACGGGCGUCCCAGCUCCUCCUGGACCAGCAGGUCAACAGUGAGGCUCAGCGGAGCAGCAGCCUCGUUGCCCAGCUGCGGGCCAUGGUGGCCGAGAGGGAGGCCAAGGUGCAGCAGCUGGAGCUGGAGAUCGGGCAACUGGGCGUGCAGUAUCUUCGGAAUAAAGGAGUGGGCGAGGGGUCCGGUGGGCCUGAGGUCAACCCUGCCUACGCUAAGUUCCUGGAGGACCCGGGCCAGACGAAGUCCCCGGCCUCAGCAGGUGAUCACGUUGGCAGGCUUGGAUCUUCUCGCUCGGUGACCAGCCUGGGCCACACGCUGGUGGAAUCUGCUCUCACGUGGCCUUCUCUGCCCAGUCCUCAUGGGGCCUCAGCCAGGUUCUCGGACUCCCCAGAACAAAAGGGCUGGCAGGCACAAGUGACAGAGUUCAAGACCCUCUGGCAGGCUGCUGAGGUGGAGCGCGACCGGCUCACCGAGUUUGUCACUGUCCUACAGAAACGGGUGGAGGAGAGCAACAGCAAGCUUCUGGAAUCAGAGAAGAAGCUGCAGGAAGAACGGCAACGCACCGUGGUGCUGGAGCAACACCUGGAGAAGAUGCGCCUGGAGCCUGGGAGGACGUCAGUCGGUCAGAGAGCAGCCCCCAGGAGCAAAGCAGGUCUGCCCACCUCCAACACCAGGCACAACCCGAACGGGAGUGAAAGGAAGGACCCCUCCUUCACCCAGCUCUCCAACGUGCCCAUGGAAUCACAGAUGGAGGAGCUGACCACCAGGCUGGCCAUCCAGGCGGAGGAGAAUGAGAUGCUGAAGGCCGCCCUGGGCAGCGCCCUGCGUGGCAAGGAGGAGGACUUCCGUAUGUACCACGAGACCCUGGGCCAGGUGAAAGGGGUCUUCCUGCAGGCCCUGCGGCAGCAGAAGGCGGACAAGCACUAGGACGGUGGCUCAGUGUCAGCCUGGCUGGACGAGGCAGCCUUAGGCUCUGAGAGGAUGAGGCUCUGUCGACUCCAUCUGCUCUGGCAGCCAACCUGGGGCAACCAGCUCAGCCCCUUCUCCCAGAAGAGGUUCCCCGAGGGUGACCAAAGCCAACAUCUCAGACCAGGGGGGCAAAGGAAAAACCCUGGUUGAGCCCUGCCGGAGACCAGGGGAGAUACGUGGAUACGGCAGGGGAGGAGGUCCAGCUGCCUGCUCAGCACCGGCGUGAGCUCUUGGACAACAAGCCGGCUGUGAACAGACGGCGGUCCCCUGGGCAGGUGCUCACCACCCUUGUCCUAGAACCUAGCUGGGAGUCCCUGUCUGCCCACAUGGCUCCAUAUGCACAGGCGAGCCCUUCGUGCUCCAGCUGGGAGCGUCCCUCAGGCCAACCAAUCCCACCCACCCCACCCCACCCCACCCCCGACCAGGGCAUAUCCCCCCCAUUCUCCCCUCCAUGGCUCCAUCCGUGGCCACCCCCAACCUUUGCAGCCUUGGGGACAUGUGCUCCCAGCCACUUUGUCAGCCCGCUCUUCAGGGGUCUUCCUUAGAUGCAGACCCUCAGACUUGUAAUAAUAAUGAUUAUUUUCAUAGUCGCCACA